AUGUCGGACACAAAGGCUGCAAUGGGUGACACCGCUUCUGAAUUCCUGCUCAACGAUACCACUGUAUAUGCCGAGGGCAAUGACACCUCAGCAUGGGGACUACCUCAAGUGGUGUCUUUAGCAUUUCUCACGAGGCCGACGAAACUCAAACAAGUCUAUUCCAACUUGCCCCUGGGUCCAUACGAGAUCAUUCCAGCUGAGUUCGAACGAGCAAUGAGAAGCUCGUUUGGUAACACUGGGACUACAGACCGGGCCAGCUCACGUAUGGUGAACACUGUGGUCCUACCUGAACUGUUCGUAUGUGGGCAGAAGCCCAAGAGAGGGCAAGAAUCUCGAGUUCUUUCGAAAGUCUUUUCCUCGAAGGCAGGCGAGGACGUCGACCAAUUUCUCAACAGAUCAGACCAAAACACCCUUACUAGUCUCAGAGACGACUACAGUAAGAGGGUCGUGGCAAGUCUGAAAAACAUGCAGCUUCUGAAAGACAAUGCGGAGUGUUUGCACGUCAGCGCCACUUCGAAGGAGGAAUACGAAAACUACAAGCCUACUUUAACUUUGAAAUACGAUCAACCAUAUAUGAGCCUCGAAGAGCUCUAUGCUCAAGAGCAUGAGCAGUGGGCAGGGUGGACAGUUGGUGAAGGCGAGAUCUAUACCGAAGACAAGGAUGGCACUACCAGAUGGUAUAUUCCGUCCCUUGUGCCUCCACCAGCCGCCCUUGACACCAACGUGACUACCAUGCCAUCAGAAGAUGGUGAUACCGGAAUCACAGAGCACGUUGAAUCAGAAGCUUAUAGACAACGACGCCAGGGGUGUCCCCAAAUUGCACGAAGUCAUGAAGGAUGUUCAGCAGACUUAAUAUGGAGAGGACUUUGCUAG
Kwoniella botswanensis is the source of this 873-nucleotide messenger RNA. RefSeq lists its product as uncharacterized. The coding region runs from base 1 to 873 and encodes 290 amino acids. The transcript has a single exon. Lineage: Eukaryota; Fungi; Basidiomycota; Tremellomycetes; Tremellales; Cryptococcaceae. The record is from RefSeq and is a predicted model, not a curated record.